AUGUUGAUGUACGGCGUGUUCCUGGGCCUGAACGUCUGGGGCGUGCUGCUUUUAAGUCUGGCUCUCGUCCUCCUGGUGUGCAGCGUGGGCAAAAAGGAGCCACCCGGCUUCCCGCGGGGGCCUCUCGCCCUUCCGCUCCUCGGGAACGUCUUCAACAUUGCCGUCAAGCAGCCUCACACGUACCUGACGCAGUUGGCCGACACCUACGGGAAUGUGUUCUGCAUCCGAGUGGGACAAGAGAAGACGCUGUUUGUGUGCGGGUGGAAGAUGGUGAAGGAAGUGCUCGUAACGCAGGCCGACGCGUUUGCCGACAGGCCGCACCAAGCCUUGUAUUCCAGACUGUACAAUCGACACACAGGGGGUCUUUUGUGCAGCAAUGGCAAGACGUGGAGGAGGCAGCGUCACUUCGCCAUGGGCACCCUGCGCACCUUCGGCCUGGCCAACGGCACCAUGGAGAGGAGCAUCUGCCGGGAGAGCCAACAACUGCACCAGGCCAUCCGCAAACACAAAGGUGAAGCGUUCGAGCCCGCGGCCUACUUGAACAGCGCGGUGGCGAACAUCAUCUGCCAGGUUGUGUUCGGAAGAAGGUUCGACUACAGCGAUCCCAACCUGCAGCAGCUGCACGCCACCAUGACCGAGAUGAUCUAUCUGGAAGGUUCCGUGUGGGCCCUGCUCUACGAUGCUUUCCCGGCUCUGCUGCAACGUCUGCCUGGGCCGCACAACAGAAUCUUCACCAACUUCCAAGCUUUGCAGGAGUUCAUCUGCGCCCAGGUAAAGAGCCACAAAUCGGAUUUGGACCCCAGCAACCCACGAGAUUACAUCGACGCCUUCCUUGUGGAGAGCAAAGACAAAGCGAAGGGUGAACUGGGCUUCACUGAAGAAAAUCUGGUUCUGUGCUGUCUUGAUCUGUUCAUCGCCGGGACGGAGACUUCCUCUAAGACGCUCCAGUGGGGCCUCAUCUUCCUCAUCCAGAACCCUCAAAUCCAGGACAAAGUCCAGGCAGAGAUCGAGAGAGUGAUUGGGCCGAGCCGCUUCCCCGAGAUGGCCGACAGAGCCCACAUGCCCUAUACUAACGCCGUCAUCCAUGAGAUCCAGAGGAUGGCCAACAUCAUUCCUCUCAACGGAACCAGAAUGGCCACCAAAGACACACAAGUGGGGGAGUACGUCAUACCCAAGGGCAGCACUGUAUUGCCCAUCUUGACCUCAGUGCUGUUUGACAAGAACGAAUGGGAAACUCCACAUACCUUCAACCCUGGACACUUCCUAGACGCCGAUGGCAAUUUUGUGAAGAGGAAUGCAUUCUUACCUUUCUCCGCAGGAAAACGUGCAUGUCUGGGCGAGGGCCUGGCCCGAAUGGAGCUGUUCUUGUUCCUUGUGGGCAUGCUGCAGAAGUUCAAAUUUUCCACUGUGGAAGGAGUCGAGCUGAGCUCCGAAGGAAUCGUCGGAAUGACGCGCACGCCGUACCCUUUUAAAAUCUGUGCCGAGACCCGUUGAGGGUCAUACGUGCACUGAAAUCUGUUGUGUUUUCAUUUCUUGCCAAAUUGAAGUUGAUGCUACUGAACGGAAGCAGGCAAAGUACAUCGUGACAAUCUAAAAACCAAUGCCUCAUGUUCUUCGAUUAUUCUUCAUCAGGCUGAACAACCCUGCAAGGGAUGAUAAUGGAUGCCAAUUCUUUGUUGACGUAUGUUUUAUGGAAGUAUACAUUUCAGCGUUAUACAUUGUCAUGUGCUGUAGCCUCGAUGUAAAGAUAGCCUACUCGAUAGUCCAGCUAAUUAUUACAAUCAACAAACGUCAUGCUUGCCUUUUGCUCCAUUUUGUUUGUUAAUGCUGCUUUAGUCACGUACCACUCGCUUGUAGUACAGCUACCCUUUUCCUGUUUACAGUCUUUUGACUAUUAGGAGAGGAGUUUGAUAUAAUGUGCUUUGGGGUGUUGCAUGCAUGAAACUUCAUUUUUUGUUGCCGCUAUUUCCCAUUUCUAAUGUAUUAAAAGUGCAUAUGGUUACUGAUUUUAUUAUUUCUUCUAAUCACAUUAAAACAUGUUGCAAUCCUU
Messenger RNA from Phycodurus eques (leafy seadragon), 2050 nucleotides. Its product is annotated as cytochrome P450 2C31-like. Gene Ontology annotation, molecular function: iron ion binding; oxidoreductase activity, acting on paired donors, with incorporation or reduction of molecular oxygen, reduced flavin or flavoprotein as one donor, and incorporation of one atom of oxygen; heme binding. The transcript has 9 exons. Gene Ontology annotation, biological process: xenobiotic metabolic process. Gene Ontology annotation, cellular component: cytoplasm; intracellular membrane-bounded organelle. The record is from RefSeq and is a predicted model, not a curated record. The coding region runs from base 1 to 1494 and encodes 497 amino acids. Lineage: Eukaryota; Metazoa; Chordata; Actinopteri; Syngnathiformes; Syngnathidae.